This is a messenger RNA of Toxorhynchites rutilus septentrionalis, 1527 nucleotides long. RefSeq lists its product as uncharacterized. The transcript has 2 exons. The record is from RefSeq and is a predicted model, not a curated record. The coding region runs from base 388 to 1527 and encodes 379 amino acids. Lineage: Eukaryota; Metazoa; Arthropoda; Insecta; Diptera; Culicidae.
GUAAGAAGUGUUUCGUAAGCUAGUCGAUAUCCGUGUCGAUUGAUUCUCAAGCAAUGGCGUGAGCUGGCUUCGUACCGUUUGGCCCUGCGGACCGUAGAUAUUUACAUUGGCGAUCCUGCCAGGAGAAUCAAUCGGCACGGAUAUUUGGAAAACUGUUGAUUAUUGGUGGCGUGUAAAGAAAACCGCCCAGGAAAAAGGCGUGUAAAGAAAACCGCCCAAAAAGGUGUGUAAAGAAAACCACCUGAAAGACUUUGAUAACUAGAUGCCUGAGUGAGUAAAGAAAACCACGAAAUGGCGAAUUGAAACAAAUCCUUUUGUGUGUAACGGAAACCACAAAUUGGAAAUGAUAUUAAUUCUGAUUUGCUGGUAGACGUCACAAAUUUGGAAAUGGCCGCUGAGGGAAAAUACGUUCGCAUCAAUCAGUGCAACUAUGGCACUUAUGAUGUUUCGGAUCAUGAGUCGGACCAGCAGAACGCUGGGAGAUUCGUUCAUGCCCCAUCAUUCUAUGACGACGACGAAAAUGAAGAACAAAACUGCGAUUUUGAAUCUGACCAUUAUGAUGACACCAAAGAUUUAGAUCAGGAGAAUAAAAUGCUGAAACAACAGUUAGCCGAAAUGCAGAAGGCAAUCGAUAUGGUUUCAUCAAUGCGCAAGGAUAACCUAGUAUAUAACGCAGAAAUCGAUCCCGCUGAGGAUAGUUGGAGGAGCCACCGCACGACGCCGUCGUCUCUGACAGGAGGGAAUGGCCCAAGCAUCAGGUGGGAUCAAAUGAAACCCUUCCCCAAAAAUAUACCUGCGAAUAAAAUGUGGGAGGAGUGGAUAAAAUUCAUUGAGAACGUCGAGAUAGGUGCCUCUCUAUCGAUUACAAACGACCCCGUGCCACGAUCACAGCUACUUUAUUUGUACAUGAGCGACGAUUUGCAAAGCAUUGUUCGAGCAGCGAAACUCCGACCGAAUCUUAUGAAAGUUGUGAACAAAGCAAUGUGCACUGCUCAGUCGAACGGACAAAAUUUCAACGAAGAGCUACAAGCGGCUGUAAACGCCCAUAAUGCAGCAGCUCACACAAUUACCAGAAUUCCACCCGAGGAAAUUAUGUGUGGUAGACGUAUUCGACGGGGACUACCACUGAUAAACCGUGGUAAAGUAGACAUUGACGAACGUUUGUUGGACUCCAGAGACGCUGAAGCAACUAUAUUUCAAGGCUCAAGCGGACUCCCGAGUGCUAAACCAUGCGAAAUCCACCCUGGAGACGAAGUAAUACUAGAACGCCGAACAAAAGCGAAAGGAGAUACUAGAUUCGAUAAAAAACGAUACACCGUGAUUCAGGAGGAUAAUGGCAACUUAAUUCUUAGUGAUGCGGACGGUUGUCAGGUUCGUCAUCACGUUACACAAGCCAAAAAGGUACACUUUUGGAGAGAUUCGAAUUCCAAAAGACCUCAAGAGGUAGCGGCUGCACAUCGGCCAUCCAGAGACAGACGAGCCCCGGGUCAUCUAACUGAGUAUAUUCACCAAACCGAAGAUCUCUAA